This is a messenger RNA of Megalopta genalis, 5391 nucleotides long. NCBI's taxonomy places the organism in Eukaryota, Metazoa, Arthropoda, Insecta, Hymenoptera, Halictidae. The record is from RefSeq and is a predicted model, not a curated record.
UUCUGUUCUCGUGAAGAAAACGUACAAAACGUCUUUACUGUAACUUGAUAAUUAUUCAAGACGAUUCAAACGCGGAGCUCAAAGUUCAAUGCAACAACUGUUUAUUGUAUUCUUUGAAAGUUUUCUGGAUUUUUUUGUUCGAGUGUUACGAAUCUUGUCAGUUUCCUGAAGAACAAAAACUGGUCCGAACCGAAUGUGAUCGUUAGAUAUAUUUAAUUCCGUUAAGAUAAAGUAAUAUUUUCCAAGUGCGCCACGUGUUGUCGGUGAACGAUUCAAAAAUCCGCCUCCAGUCUACUCGAAUUCCGCGCCGUAGUUGAUUUCCCGGGUGACAAGGGAUCACGUGACACGAUCUCACCCGAACUACCGCUCGUCUCGACCGAGGUUAUAAAUAUCUGCGGCCAGGAAGCGGGGACUCUCUUUUACUUUCAACACUGUACCAUGGUGCGUUCGCUUCGCGAUCUCUGCUAUUACGUUCUGUGCUGUGCUGGUGUAAGGGUAAGGUAAGCUCACGCGAGACCAAAGUAGAGGGUGUACGAACCGAACAGUUUACCACGGCCGAUUCCAUCAAUCAAACCAGGCGAAUUAGUAACCGAAGUCACAGCACGUGACUAGAGACCAGCUAAACGAGAAGAAGAGCUCAGCUAUCGGAAAGAAAAUGCCGGAGACCGCUCACCACAUGAAUGGAUACGCGAAUGGGCACACACCGCCUGAGCUACAACAGGAUACCAGUUUUCUUUUCACCUCGGAGUCCGUUGGCGAGGGCCAUCCAGACAAAAUGUGUGAUCAAAUAAGUGAUGCCAUUUUGGAUGCACAUUUGAAGCAAGAUCCUGAUGCAAAAGUUGCAUGUGAAACUGUAACGAAGACUGGAAUGGUACUAUUGUGUGGUGAAAUUACGUCGAAGGCAGUGGUAGACUAUCAAAAAAUUGUUCGAGACACAGUCAAACAUAUCGGCUACGAUGAUUCGUCCAAAGGAUUCGAUUGGCGUACGUUGAACCUUUUGGUGGCGAUCGAACAACAAUCUCCAAAUAUCGCUGAUGGUGUUCAUGUGGACAGGGAAGAGAAGGACGUGGGUGCAGGUGAUCAGGGUCUGAUGUUUGGCUAUGCGACAGAUGAAACCGACGAAUGUAUGCCAUUGACUGUUGUUUUGGCACAUAAGUUAAAUCAAAAGAUCGCAGAACUAAGACGAAGCGGUGAAUUAUGGUGGGCAAGACCAGACUCAAAAACGCAGGUUACCUGCGAAUAUGUCAUGGAUCAUGGUGCUUGUGUUCCCAUAAGAGUUCACACAGUGGUUGUAUCAUUGCAACACAGUGAAAAAAUUGGUUUGGAGGAACUACGUAAAGCAAUUAUGGAGAAAGUUAUUAAAGAAGUAAUCCCAGCUAGGUACCUGGAUGAAAGAACAGUCUUCCACGUUAAUCCUUGUGGAUUGUUCAUCAUUGGUGGACCACAGAGUGAUGCUGGUCUUACUGGUCGUAAAAUUAUAGUAGACACUUACGGUGGCUGGGGAGCACAUGGAGGUGGUGCAUUUUCUGGUAAAGACUUCACAAAGGUCGAUAGAUCUGCUGCUUAUGCAGCAAGAUGGGUGGCAAAGUCUUUGGUCAAAGCAGGUUUAUGCAGACGUUGUCUUGUACAGGUUUCAUAUGCCAUUGGAGUGGCAGAACCACUUUCAAUUACAGUCUUCGACUAUGGCACAUCCAAACUAUCUCAAAAUGAACUUCUAGAUAUAGUUAAUAAGAACUUCGAUUUACGACCUGGAAAAAUUGUUAAAGAAUUAAAUCUUCGUAACCCAAUUUAUCAACAAACUAGCACCUAUGGGCAUUUUGGACGAGAAGGCUUCACCUGGGAGCAGCCAAAGACAUUAAUUUUCGAUUGAUGAUCAGAACAGAAAAUCGCUAAUCUUCAUGUACAAUUUUAAAAUUUGAUAUUCACGGAUUUUUCACACUACACUUUGAAAAAGUCGUAUUCCAGUUUUCGAGUUCCGUCACACAAUUUUUCUUAAACCUCUUAUAAACAAAGGUCUUGUAGCUUCGAUGUUGCAUUAAUUAUUAUACAUUGCAAGAUCGACAAUGUCUAUUACAAUUAUCCAUUCAAAAAAGAGCAAAGAGGGAAAUUCGUGUUUGUACGACAACUCUUAACAAUUCAUAUUGUCACUAGAGUUAUCAUCCUGCGAACUGUUCUUAGGAAUAUAACCCUAUCGACAAGAUAAGACGUUUAGAAUCAGUGUAUAUAUUCAUAUAUAAAUAUAUAAGAGUUAGUAAUAUCGCGAUCCCUUAAAUUCAAACAUAACCAAUUUACUCAACAGUUUCAGGAAAUGCGAUAUUAUUAACACCUGGUUGAUACAAUAUUGCUUUCUGUCAUAAAGGAUUCUCAUACGAUAUGAAAAUUACGCCUAUUCGAAAUUGGUCAAUCUUUUUCCCACUUUGCUAAAAUGAAUGUAUAUUAUCAGUUUAUGUUUGCACUCAAACGAUUAAUAAUUCUAGUGAAAGAGAAACGUACAUGAAAGCCCAAAGUUACACAAUUAAAUUUCUGGUAAACAUAAACAUUACACAGCUAAAAACAGAUUUGGACUUUCACGUACGUUCGCAAAGUACUAAUACCGCUAAAAAUCUGAGAGAACAUUUUCAUCUCAAGAUAGUACCAAUUUAUACACUUGUCAAAUGCGUCAACGUCUUUUGUUCUUAUUGUUCUUGUUGUAGAUUGACUUUUAACACACACACACCACUUGCAGCCUAUAAUGACUCAGGCAUUAGUUCACCUUUCCCUUUGUCGAUAGUUGUAAUACCUUAAGGGUUGGUAAUUCUUUACUUAAUUUUUUGUUGGUGAAGUGAAGGAAAAGUAACUGUUCUCGGCUGACAUGCUGGGUCAACGAAAUUUGUACUAUACCACAUAAUACAAAGUACCUCGUGGUGCAGAUAAACUAGUAUGUCAUUUUUCCUGCUAGUUUGCUAGGUUGUCAAAAGGAAUUGAUGGACUUUGCGAAUGUAGCGUGGAGGUCAAAAAAUCUCGGAGAACGAUAUACAAGAUAUACACGAUUAAUUGAGAGCAAAUUAUACGUUCCUCAAAGAACGUCAGACUGAUUAAAAUCUAUGCUCUCAUCAAUCGAAAAUUAAUAAAAGUGUUGAUUAUCUAUACAAAAAAGGAAUUUCAAGAAUUGACAAAACUGUGGAACAAAAUUAAAUAAAAUGAAGGAUAUUUCAUCAUUUUAUUAAAAAAUUCUUUUUAUUAUGACGCAUACGAUGAUCUUGUGCAUUUUUACAUUGCCAAUACCAUUGCACGAUAGAUUGUUACAUUAAUCUAAUGAACAGAAAAUCGCUAAUCUUCAUGUACAAUUUUAAAAUUUGAUAUUCACGGAUUUUUCACACUACACUUAGAAAAAGUCGUAUUCUAGUUUUCGAGUUCCGUCACACAAUUUUUCUUAAACCUCUUUUAAACAAAGGUCUUGUAGCUUCGAUGUUGCAUUAAUUACUAUACAUUGCAAGAUCGACAGUGUCUAUUACAAUUAUCCAUUCAAAAAAGAGCAAAGAGGGAAAUUCGUGUUUGUACGAUAACUCUUAACAAUUCAUAUUGUCACUAGAGUUAUCAUCCUGCGAACUGUCCCUAGGGUUAUAACCCUAUCGACAAGAUAAGAUGUUUAGAAUCAGUGUAUAUAUUCAUAUAUAAAUAUAUAAGAGUUAGUAAUAUCGCGAUCCCUUAAAUUCAAACAUAACCAGUUUACACAACAGUUUCAGGAAAUGCGAUAUUAUUAAUACCUGGUUGAUAUAUAUUGCUUUGUGUCAUAAAGGAUUCUCAAACGAUAUGAAAAUUACGCCUAUUCGAAAUUGGUCAAUCUUUUUUCCACUUUGCUAAAAUUAAUGUAUAUUAUCAGUUUAUGUUUGCACUCAAACGAUUAAUAAUUCUAGUGAAAGAGAAACGUACAUGAAAACCCAAAGUUACUCAAUUAAAUUUCUGGUAAAGAUAAACGUAACACAGCUGAAAACAGGUUUGGACUUUCACAUACGUUCGCAAAGUACUAAUACCGCUAAAAAUCUGAGAGAACAUUUUCAUCUCAAGAUGGUACCAAUUUAUACAUUUGUCAAAUGCGUCAACGUCUUUCGUUCUUCUUAUUGUUCUUGUUGUAGAUUGACUUUUAACACACACACCACUUGCAGCCUAUAAUGACUUAGGCAUUAGUUCACCUUUCCCUUUGUCGAUAGUUGUAAUACCUUAAGGGUUGGUAAUUCUUUACUUUAUUUUUUGUUGGUGAAGUAAAGGAAAAAUGACUGUCCUCGGCUGGCAUGCUGGGUCAACGAAAUUUGUACUAUACCACAUAAUACAAAGUACCUCGUGGUGCAAAUAAACUAAUAUGUCAUUUUUCCUGCUAGUUUGCUUGGUUGUCAAAAGGAAUUGGUGGACUUUGCGAAUGUAGCGUGGAGGUCAGAAAAUCUCGGAGAACGAUUUACGAGAUAUACACGAUUAAUUGAGAGCAAAUUAUACGUUCCUCACAGAACGCCAGACUGAUUUAAAUCUAUGCUCUCAUCAAUCGCGAAAAUUAAUAAAAGUGUUGAUUACCUAUACAAAAAAGGAAUUUCAAGAAUUGACAAAACUGUGGAACAAAAUUAAAUAAAAUGAAGGAUAUUUCAUCAUUUUAUUAAAAAAUUCUUUUUAUUAUGACUUGCAUACGAUUAUCUUGUGCAUCUUUACAUUGCCAAUACCAUUGCACGAUAGAUUGUUACAUUAAUCUAAUGAACAGAAAAUCGCUAAUCUUCAUGUACAAUUUUAAAAUUUGAUAUUCACGGAUUUUUCACACUACACUUAGAAAAAGUAGUAUUCUAGUUUUCGUGUUCCGUCACACAAUUUUUCUUAAACCUCUUAUAAACAAAGGUCUUGUAGCUUCGAUGUUGCAUUAAUUACUAUACAUUGCAAGAUCGACAGUGUCUAUUACAAUUAUCUAUUCAAAAAAGAGCAAAGAGGGAAAUUCGUGUUUGUACGAUAACUCUUAACAAUUCAUAUUGUCACUAGAGUUAUCAUCCUGCAAACUGUUCCUAGGGAUAUAACACUAUCGACAAGAUAAAGACGUUUAGAAUCAGUGUAUAUAUUCAUAUAUAAAUAUAUAAGAGUUAGUAAUAUCGCGAUCCCUUAAAUUCAAACAUAACCAGUUUACACAACAGUUUCAGGAAAUGCGAUAUUAUUAAUACCUGGUUGAUAUAUAUUGCUUUGUGUCAUAAAGGAUUCUCAAACGAUAUGAAAAUUACGCCUAUUCGAAAUUGGUAAAUCUUUUUCCCACUUUGCUAAAAUGAAUGUAUAUUAUCAGUUUAAAAUUCAAAAAUAUAUGAAUUCUGUUGUAAAUAAAAUAGUUUUAAUAUGAUUGUGCCACUUAAACUAGUAACAUAUAUUAAUAAAAUAAUUAUACUAUAA